Messenger RNA from Hyaloperonospora brassicae, 1785 nucleotides. Lineage: Eukaryota; Oomycota; Peronosporomycetes; Peronosporales; Peronosporaceae. The record is from the annotation of a GenBank genome assembly.
AUGGUCGGCUCACCGCCGGACAAAGCGGUGGGCGUCGCGAGCUCCCCUACCUCCGCAACCUUCUUUGCGACUUCUGCAGUACGUGCAUCUCCUCCACAAGCAUCCGCUGAAGCUGAUGCUGACGUUUCUGCGUCUCUACUGGACGCGCCUGUGCACCAGCAGUCGCCCAAACCCACGAACACUGCGGGGUCCCGGAAACGCGUCUUCACCUUCCAGAAGCGAUGGCUACAUUCUCUACCAAUCAUCGAGCGCUCGUUGCCGGACUCAGACACAGAGAACGAGGUACACACCGAUGCGCGCAUGGCGACUGGCGAUCCAUCAGCAAGUGCGGCUGCUUGCGACUCGGACAAGCUCAAGGACGUCAUUGUGUGUAUGCUGUGCGACGAACCAGCGUCGAAGCGCGAGCUGACGAAGGUAUGGAGCCGCCUCAACUGUCGUCGUGGACGCAUUGAGAACCAUUUGAUGAGUAAACACCCCGAGUUUAUGCGGCUGCUCAAGCACAAGCGCGAGGCCGAAGGAGAUCUGGCAGUGCAGAUAUUUUUGCAAAACUUACGGGAUGGCCGGUGCAAUGCACGCACCGAAAUUAAUAAUGGAUUGUACGGUCAAUUGGCGAUUGCGUGUGGUGCUGGUGCUGGUGAUGGUGCGGCUGCUGCUGAUACGGCUGUGCACUCAAGCUCUGCUGCUGUCGAGAACAUGGAGCUCCAGAAACGAGCUCUUGGCGACUACAUGGGAAAUGUCCGUGAAGAGCUGGACCUGAAUCGGAAACGCUUGAAACUCACGGCCUUUUCUGCGCAUGGAAUGGAUGCAGCAGCAAUGGCCUUAUCUCCGUAUUCAGCUGGAAGCAUCGCGAUGUCACGCACCAAUGGAGCGGCCAGUGCUGAUGCAGCUGGCGUGGACAGCUUGGCUUCGUCCGUGCUGUAUCAAGAUGGAAUGAUGUCAGCACAGUGGCAGACGGUAUUUUACAACAAACUGGUGGUGGUGACGGGAGGAGACCACAACGUCAUAACGUCCGUAGCGACCUACUUAUGGCUCAUGGGGGCAAAUGUACUGCUUACUUUUGCCAAUUUGUCAGCAUUAGACGAGUUCAAUGCGAAACAUGUCGGCCGUAUUCCGGACCUGUCCGACAGCGAAGAUAGCCCGCGUGGUGUGUUGCUUCCUAUGUUGGGGCCGUUUCGAACCCGCGCUGACAUUAGCGAGUGGUGCAGCUCAAUCGCUACGAAGUACCAGCGCGUGGACUACCUGAUAAAUUACGCUGGCCCUGAAGUGCUCGAGUCGCUAUUGCUCGAAGACGCCGGAGAAGCCGCUACGAAAAACGAGUGGGCUCUGUCUAGCGCGUCCCUCAUUGAAGCUUUGAGUGAGUCCAUGUCAUCUACGUGCUUCACGGGCCCCGUUACUGGCGAGGACAGCUGGCUUUUGCCCAGCUGCGGUACCAUCGUGAACGUUGCAUCAGCCCAGGACGAUGCUGCUAUCGAGUCACUAGUCAAAGCGUUAGCUGAGGAGCUGCAGCCGCGCAAUAUCCAAGUGAACUGCGUGUUGCUUCCACUCCGGCAGGCAGUCGAUGCUGCGGGUGUUGAGGCUACAGAAGACACAGCAACGCUGACGCAGUCGAUCCUGUUCCUACUAUCGCCGACCAGUCGCCUCUUGUCCGGCAGCGUACUGCGUCUCCAGCAGGACAAGACAUUUGCACCACACGUAUCGUCGAGCACUGCUACUGCAACGGUGCAAACAUCCGGGAGUGACGCGGCCGAUGCUGCUGACGACGCCACGAACUCCCAAUCCAUUUAA